CAACACAAUGAGUUUAAGCCACAGCUCGUUUACGUUAUUACAUUUACCAGUGCGAUUCCUACUUGAAAGUUCGAAUUCGAGGAGAUUGUUAGAUAGUACUUUAUCGUGACUACAUGUUGAUUAAUUGAAUAACUUUCAACAACAAUGCCAUUGAUAGAACAAGCGAUUUCUGGUCAAGAGGUGACGAUACCACCAAGAUUGCCAACGAUAUUGAAACAAUUUUGUAAGGCAGCUAUUCGAACUCAGCCCUACGAUCUUCUGAGAUGGUCCAGUGCAUAUUUUCGUGCGUUGGCUGAUGGCGAAGAACCACCAGUAAAAUUGAGACUCGAAUAUCCACCACCUAGUACAGCUUCUGGUCUAACACUCGGCUUUCUUAGAGUUCUUCUUCGUCAAUUUGGAGAUUACAACAAAACAUUGUCCAUCGAUGUUAUUUCACGUCGUUGGGAAUGCUUAUGUCUCGAUCGUAAAGAAUUAAAUCUGAUAAUGAUGAUAGGGAAAUUUCGUCGAAAGUGCCAAGUUAAGAAGUUCUUGGCAAUAGCUGUUGGUCUUUUAGGAUCUAGUUUACGCGAGACAAUGAUUAUGAUCUGCGAAUUAUUUACUCACGAACCUGACGGUGGAUCGGCUAUGGUUCCAGUUACAUUAUUCAUGGAAAUUUAUGGAUACUUAGCUGGUCUUAGAUGCGAUGGUAGCGAAAGAAGUUCAUCGGAAGAAGAUCCAACAGAAUUUCUUAUAUUCGAUGAGUCUAACAGUAGCUCGUCUUCAAAAAUACACGAGUCCCUCGAUAAUAACAUCUCCGUUGAUCGUGUAUAUUCGAUCGCUAGUCAAGAUACUGAAGCUGAUAUCAAUUUAGAUUUGGAAUUAAUCUCUAAGGAAGCUGCUGAUUCCUCAAAUAUAAUACUAUCGCCAGAAAUUAGCGGGAGUUGUUCGACGCGGGAAGACGAUUCGAACAAUGUCGAAGAUAAAAUCUCGAGUACUAAUAACACAAUGGAAUCCACAUCAGAUAGUACAUUGAAACGCGAGGAAGACAGUAAUGCUUCUGAUCUUACAAUAGAACCAAGUAAAUCCUUUAAUUCGAAGGAUGCUCAUGAAAAAUCAUCGAAAAAUGAAGAUAAGCAAAAAGGCGUAAUUCAAGAUGACGUAAAUACCGAAAAUUCGUCCGAUAAAAGAGACGUAUCAUUGAUUAAGGAACGAAAAAAAAUCAGAAUUGCUAAUACUCAGUUAAUUUCGUAUUAUCCAAAUAUUCCAGGUAUAGGAUCUCGUUUAUCCGCAGAAGAAGUAGCAAGCGUUGCUAUAUGGAUGAGCGAAUGUGCUAGAUUACAAGAAGGAAUGGUUGGUCCACGAAAUCUUCGCCAUCCUCAAUGUCCUCCUUUAUGUAAGCAAAAACAAUGUGAAUCAUGAUAGUAAUAAAUACAAUGUAUAUGAAUUUAAAAAGACUAGUUGGUUAAUAUAAAUAUUUUAGUCGAGAAUAAAUUAGUUUCCAUAAUAAAAAAAAAUAUUAUCAAUACGUUUCAAAGCGUAUAAAUUAGUUUAUUCAUACAUCCGUCAUGUUUUUUUUUUUUCUUUAAUUGUUAAUUAUUAUUCUAAUUUUUUACCAGUAUGAAGAAAAUCAAAUUUAUUUUAAAACUGUUAUAAUACAUAUAUAUGAAGAUUGAUAUAUGGUUUAUUUGGCAUGUAUAUGUUGAUGCAGUUAUCAUAUAACAAAUAUUAUACACACACACAUAUAUAUAUAUAUUAUGUAUAUGUAUAUGCAUAUGUAUAUGCAUGUAUAUAUAUUAUACGUAAGAUAGUAAAUCACAUAAUUUUUUUAUAAUUGCACAAUGAUAUAUAUUGAGAUUAUUUCUUGUUAAUAUCACCAGUAUUGUCUUCGUUAGAAUAUGUUUUUCUCGUUUUGUUCUUUUUUAAGUAUACAAAAUUUGUUAUUGACAUACGUUUGUACAUAUAUACUUAUAUAUAUAUA
Messenger RNA from Vespula pensylvanica (western yellowjacket), 1957 nucleotides. RefSeq lists its product as uncharacterized. NCBI's taxonomy places the organism in Eukaryota, Metazoa, Arthropoda, Insecta, Hymenoptera, Vespidae. The transcript is spliced from 5 exons. Bases 145 to 1398 code for a protein of 417 amino acids. The record is from RefSeq and is a predicted model, not a curated record.